Aedes aegypti (yellow fever mosquito) is the source of this 1641-nucleotide messenger RNA. Its product is annotated as proteoglycan 4-like. Bases 130 to 1560 code for a protein of 476 amino acids. Lineage: Eukaryota; Metazoa; Arthropoda; Insecta; Diptera; Culicidae. The record is from RefSeq and is a predicted model, not a curated record. The transcript has 2 exons.
AAAUCAAUUACCUUAUGCAUCAAAUAGAAAACUGGUUUUACCUUCAGCUUCUUUCUAUAUAAAUCGACAUUUUGCUACACUAGAGCAUAGUUUUUCGGUAGCAUCCAAGGAAUUAGCAACGUUUGCAACAUGAAGAAAAUUGUUUGUCUUCUAUUCGUCGUAUCGUGCGCUGUCGCGAUUCCGGUUGAUCCCCAUGCGACAGUGAAAGCUGAGCCCAAACCUGUGCAUCCCGCGCCACCACUAGUGCCUACCGACGACCAGAAAACGACGACGGCAAAAUCUGUGCACAAGCGUGAAACUCAAGCUGUACCAGCUCAUGCGUUACCUGCCGCUGCCGCUAGCCAUCCAGCCGGUCAACAGAACAAGAAUGGACCUACUCAGGGAUCGCACACCACCCAGGUAGAUUAUGCUCCUCACUCUGUGAAGACCGCUCACAAGCGUGAAACACAAAAUGCUCCUGCUCAACCAUCUCCAGCAAGCCACCUAGCAGCUCAACCUGCUAAGAGCGUAUCCAGCGGUGCAAACACGACCCCAGCUAGCAAAACUAUUCAUAAGCGUGAAACACAGAACGUGCCCGCUCAUCCAGCUGCCACCGCGACUGCCAUCAAUCCUGCUGCUCAAACCGUGAAGACUGGACCAUCUCAAGUUCAUCAAUCUGCUCCGGUAACCAAUGGUCAGCUGCCAGUGAAAUCUGUGCCCAAACGUGACACCCAAAACAUUCCAGCUCAUCCAGCUGUCGCUUCUGCCAGUCACCCUGCUACCCAAACAACUAAGAAUGGACCAACUCAGGUACCCCAAGGAACACCCGCUGCCGCUCAACCGCUGAAGACCACUCACAAGCGUGAAACCCAGAAUGCUCCUGCCCAUCCAGCUGUUGUUGCAAGCGCCGUCACUCCAGCUGCUCAAGUGACAAAGAACGGACCAACACAGGCACCUCACAGCAUUCCAUCCAACGUUCAGCAGGUUGUGAAGCCCACGCAAAAGAGAGACACCCAAAAUGUCCCAUCCCACCCUGCCGUCGCCGUAAAUGCCGCUAAUCCAACUGCUCAAGUAUCGAAGAACGGACCAGCCCAAGCCUCUCACACUGUUUCGACCAACAAUGGCCAACAGCAGGUGAAAUCCGUACACAAACGUGAAGCAAAUGCUCCAGCGCAUUCCGGCUCAGCUGCUCCAUCCACUCAACAGAAGACCAAGAACGGACCAACUCAAGCACCACAAACUACCCCGGCUGCCAAAACAACCCACAAGCGUGAUACUCAGAGUGUUCCAACUCACCCAGCUGCUCACUCAACUGCCCAAGUAACUAAGAACGGUCAAACACAAGUUCCUCACGGUACUCCAGUAGUCAAUGACCCAAAAGCAGUAAAGAGCGUCCACAAGCGUGACACUCAAAGUGCUCCAGCUCAUCCAGCUGCUCAAGCGACCAAGAAUGGACCAACUCAGGCACUCAGCACCAACAAAGCUGCGGCAGCGGUCAAGUCCAAGGUCGAUUCUGUAAAGCCAGCCAAGAACCAUCAAAACCCAAAGCCCACUACUCAAGCGCCCGCCAAAAAAUCAUAAAUUUUUAAACACAGUGCAUUCUUCAUCGAUUCCUUUCACUCGGAAAUGAACAAUAAAAACUGAAAUUCAUUGCACCCAAAA